GGCCGCACACUCCACACUCCACGGGGCCGCGGCAGCAUGGCGAGCUCGUGGAUCACCGCGCUGGUGGCCGUCCUGCCGGCCCUGCUGCCCCUCAUCGCCGGCCGUUUGGCGUACCGCGCGGCGCACGGCGUGGAUCCCGACGUGGCGGAGGCGGACCCCUUCCAGCAGGCCGCGCCUUACUACGAGACGGUGCUGCAGCCGUGCCCGAAACUGCCGCCUGCGGACCAGCUCGACGUCGACCAGCUGCUGGGCCCCUGGCACCUGUCGCUGCUGCUGUUGGCCGACCGCGUGCCACACGAGGGCCCCGGGCUGGAGACGCUGCUGGACGACUCACUAUGCGCCGGAGUGGAGCUGACGCGCGCCAACGCCUCCAUGCUGAGGAUGGACUGGCAGCUGCACCAGCUAGGGCUACCGGCCGGGCUCGCCGACAUGCGUCUGCAGCUGGCCGCCGCUGAGCUGGGGCAGCCGGGCCUGUGGGCGCUCGCCACGCCAGUCGGAGGUGAGAUGCUGGGUACGGUGACGAACGCGGCCCCGCGCUCGCACCUGGUACUGACGGUGUGCGGCGAGCAGGGACGGGAGCGCGUCGUGCACGUCCUCACCGCCCUGCUCACGCGCCGCGCACCGAGUGACCUCGGCUCCCUCGAGCUGCUCCGCCUCUCCAACCUCAUGAUGCCAGCCAACGGCUACAGACGCGUGGAUGAGCGCCUCCUCAGCUGGGGACAAUGUUGACCAGUGCCUCACCCUUCGACUGCUGACACGACCUGCGCGUUCGCUUCCAAGCCAAGAAAAGUACUCAUAAAAAUGGGUGAUCAAACUGGAUUUGUUUUUCUUUGAAUGAAAAAACACAUUUAUGAAUA
This is a messenger RNA of Frankliniella occidentalis (western flower thrips), 857 nucleotides long. RefSeq lists its product as uncharacterized. The transcript has 3 exons. The coding region runs from base 37 to 729 and encodes 230 amino acids. NCBI's taxonomy places the organism in Eukaryota, Metazoa, Arthropoda, Insecta, Thysanoptera, Thripidae. The record is from RefSeq and is a predicted model, not a curated record.